This is a messenger RNA of Fusarium mangiferae, 1089 nucleotides long. RefSeq lists its product as uncharacterized. The transcript is spliced from 6 exons. The record is from RefSeq and is a predicted model, not a curated record. Bases 1 to 1089 code for a protein of 362 amino acids. NCBI's taxonomy places the organism in Eukaryota, Fungi, Ascomycota, Sordariomycetes, Hypocreales, Nectriaceae.
AUGAAGAACCCAGAUGCAAAGGAUAUUCUUGUGUCUCAAAUACUCGUGAUCAUAGCGACGAUUCUCGUGAUCGCGCGCCUAAAUCUUCGACUGCGGAUACAAAAGCGAAAAUUGCUACUCAGCGAUAUCUUUAUGGUGGCAGCGUGGAUCUCGGGCGUCAUUACAGCUGCUUUCUCACCUGCGUUUGCGGUCCUCCACGCAUUUGAUCCGAGUGUUCAUACGACAUUGGAGGGCUAUCAUGGAGGAUCUGCCAAUUUGGUGUUGAUAUUGAAGUUGCUCUUUGCAUCGAGUUUUCCGUUUUAUACGACGCUAUACUUGUGCAAAGCUGCUCUUCUGGCAGUUUAUCUACAAGUGUUUCCCGAGUUUAUGGUCAAGAGGCGUAGAUUCCUUUGGGCCACGAUUUGGUUUAUCGGAGCCAGUUACAUCAUUACCGUCGUGAUAUUAUUCUGCAUUUGUCUCCCCAUAAGCCGAAGCUGGGAUAUCAGGCCUUCGAGGACAUGUCCGAAGUGGACUUAUGCAGUCACUUUUCACGUUGGCUGGGGACUGUCAUUUCUGGGAGAUUUGCUAGUGUUCAUUAUACCAUGGUUGAUUGUACCAGCUCUUCACGUCAGAAGAACCUUGAGAUUCGGUAUAUACUUCACCUUCCUUCUCGGCACCGUCAACAUGGCUGUUAGUCUAGUCCGCUUCGUCAUGAUCUGGAAAGCUGGAGCCGACUCGAGUAUAUCACUCAGUACGAUCGUCCUUUGGAGCGCUUUAGAUGUCAACAUAGGUCUCGUCGUUGCUUGCCUGCCGUCGCUGCGCCCAUACUUCGGAUCACGAACAAAGUCCCAAGAACAAAGUCGAGAGAGCAAUAGCUGGGAUUCUUCGAGGAAACACUCUGGGUUUGGCAACAGAACGAUAUGCUUUCACUCCAAGCAGCGAGGUAGUGGAGCGUGGCCAUCAUCGCCAGGCAGCCACGCUAGAUACUCCUCGAUAGACCAGACGGUCGUCGGGUCUAUGGAUGAUACAAAAGGGUUCAAGGAUGCGAAUGAUGUUGAGCUGAGAGCUCUACCGGGAGCCAGAACGAGGGACGUAAGUUAUGGUAAAUAA